Penaeus vannamei (Pacific white shrimp) is the source of this 639-nucleotide messenger RNA. The record is from RefSeq and is a predicted model, not a curated record. Lineage: Eukaryota; Metazoa; Arthropoda; Malacostraca; Decapoda; Penaeidae.
AUGCUCCUAUGCCUAUUGCGCAAGAUCUUUGUACUCGUGGUUGCUGUAUCCGCUGCCCCACAGGGUUACAACCUGCCCAUGCCCUGUGGCGGUGGACAAGUGCGACACGUGGAUGGCAGAUGCGUCUCGCCUCAAGUGAGCAACCGCGUGUUCCUGUAUGACGCCCCUCCUAACGAAGCUUCAGUCAGCCCGCCCGUGUACAUUCCGAAGCCUAAAGUGGAGCGUAAUAUUGUGUUUGUGAGGCUUCCUGACGCUGCUCAAGGACCCGAGCCCAUCGUCAUCCCUCCUCCGAGGCAAAAGCACGUCCUGUUCGUCCUUAAUAAGCAGUCGGAACAGGGCCAGAAAGUGAUCCAAGUACCAGCGCCACCCCCACCCAACCCUGAGGUGUUCUUCGUCAAUUACGCAGAAGGAGAGAACCCAACUCUUCCCAUCGGAGUGGACCUUCAGACGGCGCUAAAUGCAGCUUCUCAGAGCGGAGGCCAAGUUGUGGGAGGAGGUGGCGGAGGGGUUGGAGGAGGUGGCGGCGGGUUUGGAGGUGGCUUUGGAAGCGGUAUUGGGGGCGGGUUCGGAGGCGGUAUUGGAGGUGGAUCUGGUGGUAGCAUUGGGGGUGCUCUUCCCACUCUUUACAGAAGUCCAUAG